Halichondria panicea is the source of this 1398-nucleotide messenger RNA. RefSeq lists its product as uncharacterized. The transcript has 3 exons. The record is from RefSeq and is a predicted model, not a curated record. NCBI's taxonomy places the organism in Eukaryota, Metazoa, Porifera, Demospongiae, Suberitida, Halichondriidae. Bases 37 to 1272 code for a protein of 411 amino acids.
UCUAGCUGGUAUAGGAUACCCCUAGUAAAGCGUAUAAUGGCUAACAAAGCUGCAUUACAGUGGAACAAGCAAAGAGCUACUUUGCAUGCAAACCAUGGACUCCAAAUAACCCUAUCAACAAGUUGCUCAGUUGCAACAAGAGCAACUGAAGAUGCUGGACAGAAGGUGGAUGGUCAUGGUGUAGUGUUCACUAAUCCGGUACCAGAGGGUGGCAUGCUGAGAGUUGCAGUGCUAGAACAUAAUGAACUUUUCAAAGGAGGGCCGGGUGUCUUCCUUACCACUGAAAAUCCGAAAACCUCGAGCCUCACUAAGGCAUGGAUGGCCACUACCUUGGAUGCACCUGGACAGUCACAGCUCAUUGGAGUUUUCAAUAAUAAAAUAUUUUAUGGAGGCAGGCCACUGGGUGCAAGAAAAAACUUGUCAAAAUCUACCGAAUCUCUAAAGAGUGGUGACUCUGUUGGUAUCAGGCUAGUCCAAGGAAACAAGCUGGAGCUGUACUAUAAUGACAGGUUGUUCAACACAUUUUCACUGGAGAAUGGAUACCCACAGAAGACGCCAAUGUGGGGAGUGGUGGAUGUGUACGGAAGCUGCGUCAAAGUGAAAGCUGAUGUUUGGACUCAGUUUCAUGCACCAAGCACAGACACUCCACAGCGUCUGAAGAAAGGUGCUUCCCUGAACAGUUCUCCAACACAGCAAAUUAAACAGCUACAAAAGCAGCUUGACAACGAACGAGCAACUUUUGCGGUCGAGAAAGUGAGGCUUAUGAAAGAGCUGAGUGAAUCUGCUAUAGUACAAGAGCGACAAGAGCACCAGAUCCUUUUACAAGAAGUUGAGACUGAUCUUAAGAGCAAAACACAAUUGCUUGAAAAGCAACUUGAGCAAGAACGCGAAAAGACACAGUUGCAGGAAAAGCAACUUGAGCAAGAACGCGAAAAGACACAGUUGCAGCUAGAGGCAAUGGAGGCUAAACUUAGUCAUACUAAACGGGAGGUGGAUGAGCUAAGAAGACAACUAUCAGAAGCUGCAGAGAGAUCGAGAGACGUCAAAAAAGAACAUACACACAAUCACAAGCUGCAAGAACUUGAAACUGAAAAUGCACGCCUCAAGAAGGACCUACAAGAGCUUCAAGAAAGCAACAUACUAAUGAGAAAUCCGAGUGUAUUAAGAAUGGCAGCACGUCGACCCAGCAAUAGGAGAUCAGAAGCCAUCCAGCCUGAGCUCAGGAGAAUUUCAGGACAAGACAUAUGGCUACGAGCUCAAGGCACACAGUAAAUUUUUUUCUGUGAAGUAGAUCUAUAGAGUCGCAGUAAAUGUACUUUUUUCACCAGUCAACAUUUAUAUAGACAUACUUUUUGUACAUGAUUAAUUUACUAAAGCACUUGGUUUAAUAUACCCAUG